AUGGCGCGCGAGGCGGCGGGCGGCGCGGCGGAGCUGCUGGCGGCCGCGCACGCGCAGUUCGAGGCGCGGCAGUUGGCGGCGGCCGAGGAGCUCUACAGCCGCUUCAUCGCCCGGCGCGCCGGCUCUGCCGCUGGCCGCGCCCCCGCGCGCGCCUGUCGCGACCUCGCCACGGCCCUCAACAACCGAGGACAGAUCAAGUACUUUCGGGUGGACUUCGCCGCCGCCGUGGAGGACUACACGGCCGCUAUCGAGAGCCAGCCCGACUUCGAGGUGCCCUACUACAACAGGGGCCUGGUGCUCUACCGGCUGGGAUGCUUUGAUGAGGCCAUGAAAGAUUUCAGGAAAGUUUUAGAGUUAAACCCUCAGUUUGAAGAUGCUGUGUUGAGUCUAAACCAAGCUAUUCUUGAUAAAGAAGAAAAACGAAAGAGAGCUUAUUGACGAUGCAGCUAUUGGUGUAAAAAUGUUUUGUUGAAUACUUGCGUGAUUUCUGGCAUUGAUAGAUGAAACACGAGAUCAUUCGCAUCUGUUAUGCGCUACUGAAGAAACCUCAUUCUUGGGUAAAUAAUUAAAAAAAUGUGUUAUAAUUACAAAAAAACCCUGUUUGGAGUAUCACCAGUGUUGAGCAAAAGCAUAAUGGUAGAUUUCUGUAGGUCACUGGUCAUUCUGUACAGUUAAAAGCUUGGUAGCAGUUAAUGAAGCCUGUAGUCCUCUUACCACGAUUUCUGUACUUUUUCACAGGUUAAUUUAAAUAGUUUUUCAUGGGAAAAAUGUCUAAAACCAAAUAUAUAGAACAUGUAAGUACUUGAGUGUGGAGUUUUAUAAAAGCACAGUCUUUCUGUAUUAAAUACUAAUAAAAAGCAGGACUUUUUAUGCAAAGCUAUUUGUACUUUCCAUGAGCAAUACGAUGUAAGAAUUCAGUUAUUUGGAAGUUCAUUUACUUCUAAAACUAGUUUUGCAUAGCAUAAACAGGUAAGAACUGAAUGUAUCUUUUCUUUUGGUAAUCCCAUUGUAAGGGUAUUGAGUGUUGCAGAGAUGAAUAAAAUGAAUCUCAUGAUUAUCUAUGAAGAGCUUAUGGUAGAGAAUGCAGCUGAGCUAUUCACAGUAGGAGUCUUGGCUUUCUCCUUUUACUGAAAAGAUAAAUUGCACAAAAAUAAAAUAUGGAAUCUAUCUGAUUCAGCUGGCUGUGAAUACCCAAGUAGUCUUAUUCCUUACAUAAUAGGAGAAACAGUUGCCGAAAUCUAAAAACAGUGGAUAAGAAACACCAGGGUAUUGUUCAUGGGAAUAAAAAGUUCUACUAAAAGAAAUGCUUUUUGAUUGCCUGUGUGAGCCUUAGGAUGUACAUAUUUUUUUUAUAAAUUAUGCUAAUAAAAAUUCUCCUUCUUA
Rhea pennata is the source of this 1383-nucleotide messenger RNA. It is a transcript of the gene TTC32, whose product is annotated as tetratricopeptide repeat domain 32. The transcript has 3 exons. Lineage: Eukaryota; Metazoa; Chordata; Aves; Rheiformes; Rheidae. The coding region runs from base 1 to 438 and encodes 145 amino acids. The record is from RefSeq and is a predicted model, not a curated record. Gene Ontology annotation, molecular function: protein binding.